Messenger RNA from Schistosoma rodhaini, 906 nucleotides. Lineage: Eukaryota; Metazoa; Platyhelminthes; Trematoda; Strigeidida; Schistosomatidae. The record is from the annotation of a GenBank genome assembly.
AUGUCAGAGGAAAAACAAUGGACUGAAGUUUUCCACGCAAUAGACAAAGACAAAAAUGGGUUUCUUACACGUGAAGAAAUCGCACAAUGCUUAAAAGAAGUUGGUGUUUGUCCAAAUGUCGCAGACAAAAUAAUCAAGGAAACUGAUAUGAAUAGUGAUGGAAAAAUUUCCUUAGAAGAGUAUUUGAAUGCACUAAGAAAACUCCCUCCUCGUGAAAAGUGUGUUGCACGAUGGAGAGAAGUGUUUCAGUCUAUAGACAAGGAUGGUUCGGGAAAAGUUUCUAUCAAAGAAUUGGAUGAAUUUCUAAAAACCUCCGGUAUGGAUAUAGACCAAAAUAGUUUACGUAAUUGGAUGACACAAAAUGACAAAAACAAGGAUGGUGAACUAGAUUAUGAUGAGUUCUUAGCCUAUAGUACUAUUAACCUACAGGAAAAUACAACCAGAAGUUUUCCCAAAAAGUUGAAAGAAGAUGGAUACUUAAACAUGGAUGAAAAAAUUUUACUUGAUCAAUUUCGUCAAAUGGAUAAAGAUGGAAAUGGGACACUGUCAAGAAGAGAAAUAAGACAAUGUAUGAAGUUAAGUGGAUUUAAUGAAAAAUUUCUUACGGAAUUUAUCGAAACAUUCGAUUUAGAUGGAGAUGGUGAAAUAACUUUAGAAGAAUAUGAAAAAGUACUAAAUAUUGUUCCGAAAGAAGAAAAGGAGGCAGCUGCUUGGCGUAGUAUAUUUAACUACAUGGAUAAAGAUAAUUCUGGGAAAAUCUCUGUUUCUGAAGUUGUAAGUUUAUUGGAUGAAAUGGGCUAUGAUAUACAAACAACUGAACUCAAUGAGUGGAUGAAUAGGAAUAAAAUUAACAAAGAUGAUGGAAUGGAUUACCAACAGUUUUUAAAUUUCAUGCGUCGUAAUUAA